Molecule: messenger RNA, 549 nt
Organism: Vigna umbellata (rice bean)
Lineage: Eukaryota; Viridiplantae; Streptophyta; Magnoliopsida; Fabales; Fabaceae
Biological process (GO): defense response to other organism
Cellular component (GO): plasma membrane
Source: RefSeq, a predicted model, not a curated record
AUGGCUGCUAUCAGCAUAGCAUGGCUUGUCAUGCACCCACAUAACCCUGGUUUUGUGGUGACGUCACUUUCUGUAACCAAGUUCUCUCUCUCAGACUCCCAUGUACGAGGAAGAUACGAGAUUGGACUAACCUUAACAAACCCCAACAAGAUCACAACCCUAGUGGAGCUUCACCGUUCCGGCUUCUUGCAGCUUUACGGUCAUGAGGAGAGGCACUCGGUGGAUGCAACACAGCGGUGGCAACAACGCGUGGUCCUGGAGAAGUUCACCAACAAGAGUGUGAAGGUUGACUUUGAAGUGAUUGACCAGCACCAGAAGGCUGUGCCCCCGGUUCUGGUGGAGGACUUAAACAAAGGGGUGGUGAACUUCAACGUGGUUUUGACGGUUACAGUUAGAUUUGAAGCUGGAAUAUGGCCAAGCAAGGAUGUGUUAUUGGAUGUUUGGUGUAAGGAUCUGGAUGUGGAAUUCCACUCUCAAACAAAAGACACUGGCAAGCUUCUGGGUAUUGGGAAGAACUGCUCCACAAAGAAUGCUGGAGGGAGAACUUGA